Molecule: messenger RNA, 1293 nt
Organism: Phaeoacremonium minimum UCRPA7
Lineage: Eukaryota; Fungi; Ascomycota; Sordariomycetes; Togniniales; Togniniaceae
Product: putative histidine kinase hhk1p protein
Exons: 3
Coding region: 1-1293 (430 amino acids)
Biological process (GO): protein phosphorylation
Molecular function (GO): ATP binding; protein kinase activity
Source: RefSeq, a predicted model, not a curated record
AUGGAGGCUGAUGAGCAGCUAGACCCGCCGGCGAACCUGUUCGCCCGGCUGCGGCAGAUCGCCGGCUACACUUGGGACGAUUCCAAACCGCUACUGCAUUCAAGCUACGAUAACUGGCAUUGCUGGGGCAAUCGAUGGGCUUCGGCGAUAUCAUCACCCUCGCCGAAUGCUGCCACUAGCUCGGCCGCGCUGGCCAAGCUGCUCCCGAGCUCUAACCGCCCGUCGCCCUCCGAGCCCGUAGCGUCCGCUGCGCAGAGCGAGGAGAACAGCGAGAUCUCUGCGACGUCACCGCCGGUGACAGCGGGCAACGAUGGAGGGCUGGUGGAGGAGCCCGUGGUCGCACGGGUGUCAUACCACGUCCUCAGAGAAGAGAGGGCAUUCCAGACGACUAAGAGCCUUAUAUCCACCUCAGAUCCCAAGGGGGACCACAUUGUUAAGCCUAUCGACCUUAUCCGACUCGCGCCGCAGCCUGGAGAUCGAGGCCCCAUCAUUGUCGCCAUAUAUCAGUUCCCAGGCCCUAACUACAUGGACAAAGUGAUAGACAUGGGCCCUGCACACUAUUGGUCUCACAGGGUUGACGAGAAGUGGAUUCCCGAUGUAAAUGAAGACAGGCAGCUGGAUGCCCCCAUCAGCUUGCAGAACUUCCUCGAUUUCGCUAUUGGAGCUACUCAGUGUCUGGAGUUGAUACAUCAUGGACAGGGUAUAAUCCACGGAGAAGUUCGCGGUGACGCAUUUCACUUCAAUGUCGAAACGAAUAAGGUCAAGCUGAUUUCAUUCGGUUCCGGCCUAAGAUCCUUCGAGCACGGGCUGACGAGCACUGGCUGGUCAAGCCUGUCCAAAGAGCUCGGAGCCAAGAACAAACUGCUAUAUAUCAGCCCCGAGCAAACAGGCCGUAUGCCGGCGGAGCCUGAUAGCCGGACCGAUAUCUACUCACUCGGUGUCUUGUUUUGGGUCAUGCUAACGCAGCAGCCGGUGUUCGAAGGCGAUAACCCCCUGGACAUUGUGCAAGGCGUACUUGGACGUCGUAUCCCGAACGUUGCCUCUAUUCGCCUCGAUGUACCGGAUGUCCUAGGUAGAAUCAUCCAAAAGUGCACAUCGAAGAAUGUUAGCGAUCGAUAUCACUCAGCGAGCGGAUUACGCCACGACCUGGUCAAGGUGCAGCAGUUUCUAGGAGAUGGUGACUGGCUGGCAUUGAAAGAGUGGCAGAUUGCCUCGAAAGACGUAUCCUCGUUCUUCAUGUUGCCAACCAUGAUGAUCGGCCGAGAACAAGAGCGAGCAGACCUAUUGAAAUGA